AUUUCAUCAUAGUGUAUUGAAGUGUGGUGAUUACAAUUAUUGACAGUGUGUCGAAAGUCCUAAAUUCCAAAAAAUUAUACCGACAAAACAUGGGUCUCUCAAAAAAUGUUCGAGCGGAGGUGUGUCAAGCGACACACCUCCCUAACACAUGGGUCCGCCCCUGCACCUACGGUGUAGCUAUGGCCGAUGGAAGCCAAAUAGUCAGCAAGAUAGUUUCCCUCUCUGUAAACAUGCUCUAGCUGAACCUGCCAAGGAUACUGAAGCCAACGUCGUAUCUCGACAAUGGCUACAAAGUGAGGAUGCUGAUGUCAAGCCGUCUCGAUGAGAGUCUUUGCUAUAAGCGAGUCAGUCUGUAAAAUUACCUACCUAGCCCCUAGUUCCCAGGUAAGUUUCAGUCCCUGCACAAUCCCAGUAAGCUCUGCACGGGUUAUGGAAACCCCUCUCAGGUUCGCGGUAAAAGCUCCGAUAAAACGACCAUCGCCUCCCCUAACGAUGCCGCCAGCUGCCGUGCUAGAAGGAGAGUGAAUAACCGAACCAUCAGUGUUCAGGCAUACCCAGUCCUGUGGUGGUGACUGCCAACAGAUCAAUCGUCUCUCUUGAGGUCCCCCUCCCCCAAACGUGGUGGUCUCCUUCGCGAAAGCAGCAAGGUCUGCUGCUUUAGCUGUUUCGUAUGGAACUGGAUUUGGGCAGUGGACUUUAACUCACCUUGGAACACGUGGCCAUUCUGGUUUUUUAACAGAAGCCAAGUUGUGCAAGUGAAGAGGGUGCUAUCCACUACAGUACUGCGCCUUGCAAUAUAAUGAAAUAACCAUUGACGCAAGGGUUGGUCGAAGAAGUCCGCAUCAGGUUUGGAAUCAAGCAGGUCAACUGAUGACUCGGUAUUUGCACAUGUUUUCCCCUUUGUUUCUUGAUUGUUUGAGCUUGAAUUAUUGCGUCUUUGGCCUAUUUUAUGCUAGGUUGUGUUCCUUUGUCCCAUUUCAGGUCCUAGCACAUAAAGUGAAGCAUAGGCGCAAGUUUCAAGUCAAUCAGAGAUCAAUUGACGAUUCGAGAGAAGAAACUCGGGCAUGACCUGAAGAAGAAUGGAUUUCUACCUCACUUUAUGGACAAAGAAUCAUGCAAGCUUGUUAUGAAACGAAAGAGGACGAGACUACGAGCGUCUGGGAUCAAACGGCGAUUGAUUCGGAGUCCGGACGAGGGAGAAACGAAGCAUUAAACAGAGGCUGAGCAAGCUGCACGGGCAGACCAGCGUUGCCACGCACGGCCGUGCAAUUGACCAGUUUGGCCGUGCGGGAUUGUGCGUGGGCACGCACGGGAUUGUGCGUGGCCACGCACGGCCGUGCAACAUACAAUUCUGGCCGUGCGAGUUGGCUGAGGUUCAACUAAUUGAUACGCCGCGUUUUGAGGUGCACGGCCAGAAUGGUGAUGUGCACGGCCGUGCACUCUGGCCGUGCGAGUCGGGAUUUUCUCCUUUUAAGCAGAAUUUCAGCCACAAUUCGGGGGGAUUCGAGUUUUGGAGAGAGAGAUCAGUUCCUAGAGAGAGAAAGUGACGAGCAAGAGUUCCCAAGUGCCCUAGAUUGAUCUUCAACACCAUUGGAGGCCAGCUUGAGCUUGGAGGAGUGCCAAUCAACGUCCAGAAGCAGGAAUCCAUCCUUCGCAGUAUGAAUUCCGUGUCUGAUUCUGCUUUUGCUUUCUUCUCUAUGGAGUAGUUCUCCCAUUCAUCUGGGUAUGGAGAACCCUAGAUUUGUAUGUUAGGCUUUGAUUGUAUGAACCCAAGUACUGAUUCUGUGAUUGAUUAUAUUCGAUUGAGGUUUUAAUGAUUGAAUGACUUGAAUCCUGAUCAAAUUCCUGUUGUUUCUGCUUUAACCUAGAAUGAGAAUAUCUGCCUAGGUUAAUAGAGUAUCCUUGAUUGAAGGUAGGGAGUUGGUGACUUUAGUCGAGGAGCCAACCCACUAUUCUGUACCGGAUUUACUCCGGUAGUGGAGGUUUUGUUCUUAGGGCCUCAAUCUGUCGACUCCGGUGGAGGUUAGUCGCCCGCUAGAGAGUCAGAUUGAGAGGGUCUGAAGACCUUUAGUCGAGACUUCAGGCUGUUUGAGAACCUUCCGCAGUAUAACUGUCAUAGAAACUGAACUUGGUAAUUACAAUCCGGCUUAACUGCAGUCUAGGGGGAACCAUAUCCGGGUGACCUCUUUAACCUGAAUACAACCGUUUACUUGCUUUGUUUGUUUGGUAGAUUAGACUUGCACUCCAGUUUUAUUGCUAGAUAACAAGAACUCACUGAGUAGUCAUCAGAUCUAGGACCCGGGUUGAUAAUUAAACCUAAACCCGCUAUACUACGCUUUAGGAAGUGGUUACACUUGGCCAAUUCCUGGAGUGACAGUAGAGUCGAGUCAAGUUUUUGGCGCCGUUGCCGGGGACGGCUAGGUUGUUGAAGAAAAGUGAUUUCUGUUAAUUUAGCUUUUCUUUUUGCUUUGUUUUCUUUGUCCCACUUGUGCCUUCACGGGUUUGUUGCUUGAGUGUGUGCAGGUAGUGCAUGACCCGUAGCCAGUCGGGAGGUUUACUGCCGUUGAAUCCAGAGAUUGACCGCACCUGUCGCCAGCUCAGGAGACAACAGCGAGCUAGACUGGCUACGGAAGAGCGCAUAGACGGCCACCUGAGCAGCGAUUCUGAAGAAGAGCACGGAAUGGACGGAGACUACAAUCAGCACCAGGGGAAUCCCCCGGUGAAUCAGGUCCUGGGGAACAACCCCAUACCCCAGGAUCAUGGAGCUCAUCAUCCACCGCAGCCGGGUCCCACCCUGGAGUACUACUACACUCCGCGGAUUGCUGACAUCCGCCCGGUCAUCCUCUACCCGCCGAUCCCAGCAAACAGCUUUGAGAUCAAGCCAUGCUGGAUUCAGCUCAUCACAUCUUCUAUCCAGUUCCAUGGCUUGAAGAAUGAGGAGGCCAGGGUGCAUCUUUCCCGUUUUCUGCAGCUGACAAACGGGUUCAAGCUGAACGGUGUCCCGGAUGAUGCGAUCCGCCUUCAUCUCUUCCCCCAUUCUCUGGCGGGGAAUGCUAAGAGGUGGUUGGAGACCCAGCCCCCAUUGUCCAUCACCUCUUGGGACGAUCUGGCUGACAAGUUCGUGCACAGGUACUAUCCGGCAUCGAAGACUACAGAGAUUCAGCGGGAGAUCACUCAUUUCCGCCAGGAGCCAGAUGAGUCACUCCGUGAUGCUUGGGAGCGGUACAUGGGCUACUUCUGGCAGUGCCCCCACCAUGGCUUUAGUGAUGCUUUCACUGUGGGGAACUUCUACAGCGCUCUCUCCCCAGAUAGCCAGAGGGUGAUUGAGUCUUUAUGCCCAGGAGGGGAUAUUCUUACCAAGACUCCACCCGAGCUGAACCAGAUGAUCAGUACUUUGGCUGCCAGAGAUCAUUCUUGGGGACAGGGUAGCCGAGGCAGACAGUCCCGGGACCGUGGUGUGCACGCCAUGGAGACCAGAUCCGGGCUCGAGCAGCAGGUAGCUGAACUGGUGCAGACAUUGAAGCAGCCCAACAGUCUUCUUCCGGGCAGAGGUAUGGCUACACCUCCAGUUGCUCAGUGUCAGUGGUGUGAGAGCUCGAGCCACUUAGUAGAAGACUGCCAGGCUAUGAGGGAGUCUACUACUCCCCAGGAGCAGUUGGACUUCAUCGCCAAUGCUCGGCGCCGCGACCCGUACAGCAACACCUAUAAUGAGGGGUGGCGCCAGCAUCCCAACUUCUCUUGGGGCAGUAACACCACCAAGCCACCUGGUUUCCCAGCACCAGCUGGUGGCUUUCAGCAGAGGCAACCCUAUCAGCCUAGACAGGGUCCAGUUCCUCAGCAGCAGCCCUACCAGCCUAGGCAAGGGCAGCCAUUCCAGCAGCCCCAGCGCCAGUUUGCCGAGCCAGCAGCAGCUCCAGCCCCAGAUGACAGGAUGACGAAGCUGGAAAACAUUCUAGCUUCAUUCAUGACUAGCACCCAGGCUGCUAUCACAUCACUGGAGGCAGGUCAGCGGAACCAGGGUGCUAUUUUGCAGGAUCUGCAGACCCAGGUGGGCAUCUUGGCCCGCCAGAACACCACCAGGGCACCAGGGACUUUGCCUGCCACCACUGUUCCUAAUCCUCGAGAUCCUCACCAGCAUCAGCAGCUGGAUGCCAUUUUUACUAGGAGCGGUAAGACCAUAUCUGCUGAUCCUGUCCCGGCCAGACAGGAGGAACCACUACCGGCUUCAGCACUUCCAGCCGACGAUGCAGAAGUGCGGGUGGAGAAGGAAGCCCCUGCUCCCAAGCCACAACCAAUGGUUAAGGAGCAUGUACCCCAGCUUCCCUUCCCCACUCGCCUACACAAGGACAAGCUGGAGACUGAGUUUGCCAAGUUCAUGGCAAUGUUGAAGCAGCUCAACAUCAGCAUACCGUUCAUGGAGGCACUGUCGAAGAUGCCCAAGUAUGCCAAGUUCAUGAAAGAUCUCUGCACCAACAAGAAGAAACUUGGGGAUCUCUCAACAGUGAUGCUGAGCGAGGAGUGUUCUGCUAUCCUGCAGAACAAGCUGCCCGAGAAGCGCAAGGAUCCAGGGAGUUUUACUAUCCCUCUUACUAUUGGCAGUAUGCAUGUAGGAAAGUCCUUGGCGGACCUAGGUGCUAGCAUAAAUGUCAUGCCAUAUAAGUUGUUUAAAAAGCUAGACCUAGGUGAACUUAGCCCUACUAGGAUGAGCAUUCAGCUAGCUGAUCGUUCUAUCGUGCAUCCUAGGGGAAUCAUAGAGGAUUUGCUUGUCAAUGUCGGUGCAUUCACAUAUCCUGUUGAUUUCGUUAUUCUUGAUGUGCAUGAGGAUGUGGAUGUGCCUUUGAUUCUAGGUAGGUCAUUUCUUGCCACCGCCAAGGCACUUAUUGAUGUGCAUGAUGGUACAUUGAUCUUGCGUUCUGGGAAUGAACAGGCUACUUUUUCUGUGACUGAGUUUGAUCACUGUGCUAUGAUUGAUGUCACGCCUGUGCAUGUUAUGUCUGAUCAGAUACACGAGCCUGUCGUAUACCCUUCUGCACCUCCUAUUUUGCAGGACCCUCCUAUCAUUCCUCCGCCGCCACUCCAUCCAGCCUCACCUCCGAACAAAAAGCUCAAGGAGGAGUGGCGGCCGAAGCAGCAGGUUGCUAAGCCUGCACGGAAGAAGAGUGGAGACCACUAUGAGCUGGUCCCACCUCCUGCACCACGACCACCCUGGCCGUCCGGGUACUCGCUCACCUGCAUCUUGCCAGAUGGGCAGGUCGAGCUGACUGAUGAUGGUGGUCGCAUCCGUCGGGUGCAUGGCCACAACCUGAAGCUGUACCUCAAGAGCGACGUGGAUCCGCUCUUGGAGGCACCUGUUCCUGCACCGCCCUGAGUAUCCACCAUGGGCGUCCAGCUAAUACGACGGUAAAGAAGCGCUUGUGGGGAGGCAACCCCACCACGGUUUGAUUUUCUUUCUUGUUUUUUGAGUCGGAUUGUAACCCGGCUUGGGUUUGGUUUGUUUUCUUUUAGUUUGGAUGAUAUUUUAUUGGGCUGACCAUUGAACCUAACAUACUGUGCUUGAGCUCUUCUGUUCCCCUUUGGCUGUGCUUGCUCCGACUGGCCCGUUUCUAGUCCCCUGCAGUCCGUGCAUACCGGUAACAUCGUUCCCUUAUCCUUCCCUCUUCUCCAUUGAGGGCAAUGUCGAGCUUAAGUGUGGGGGGAUGUUUAUCUUUUGACUGCAUUAGAUCUGUUUGUGUGCUUGGAGCCUAGUCCACUGUCCAAAUUUUUAAAAUUUGAGGGCUCCAAGUACGUGUUUCCUUGCAAUUGCCUGCUCAGUAUGCUUUGAAUUGACAGUCUUUAUAGUGAUAUGCAACCUAGGGAGGUAGUGUAGCACUAUGGAGGAUGUUGAUGCAUUUAAGAAGUCUCAUUUCUUCUUCAUAUUGUGUUGGUUGAUUGAGUGAAUUAGUGAUCUUAGGACCCUUUGAAUUGUGUGGUGUUGUGGAUUCUCUGCCUGUCAUGGACUCUUGUGUCAUGUUUUGAAAAUAACAGGUGCUCGAUAAUGUGCUUCAAAAUAAACGUCUCCCGUGCGAAUAGGGCGAAAGUGUGUAAGGGGAGACGGGAAUCCGUUCCCAAUUUCCACCUACUACCUCCAGCCCCCUUACAUGUCUUUCCCCCGCACGAGGCUCGAGACAUUCGCUCCUGGCAUGGCCGGUAAGAGCAGGUUGGGACCCUUGAAAAGAAAAAAAGAAAAGAAAAAUAACAGAAAACAAGCAAAACAGAAAAAAGGGGUUCCAACCAUCUUCAAAGAAAAUCGAGCACUUUGAAAAAUGUGAGUCCAUGAUCUUUUGUUUUUGAGAAUCUCUUCAUCCACAAUUCAUUUGUCCUCUGUUCACUGUUUGCCAUGAUGCCGACUGACCGAAGAAGCUAUGAGAUGACUUGUGCGUCGGUUGACCUCGUAAGCUGCUAAAUGAUCUAGGAAGUCCUCUACCUACGAUCUAGGUUGUUUGUUGCUAUAGAGGUCUGGAGAGUUGCAUUGGUUUGAGUUAGGUUUGCUUGGGGACAAGCAAACGGUUAAGUGUGGGGGGAUUUGAUGACUCGGUAUUUGCACAUGUUUUCCCCUUUGUUUCUUGAUUGUUUGAGCUUGAAUUAUUGCGUCUUUGGCCUAUUUUAUGCUAGGUUGUGUUCCUUUGUCCCAUUUCAGGUCCUAGCACAUAAAGUGAAGCAUAGGCGCAAGUUUCAAGUCAAUCAGAGAUCAAUUGACGAUUCGAGAGAAGAAACUCGGGCAUGACCUGAAGAAGAAUGGAUUUCUACCUCACUUUAUGGACAAAGAAUCAUGCAAGCUUGUUAUGAAACGAAAGAGGACGAGACUACGAGCGUCUGGGAUCAAACGGCGAUUGAUUCGGAGUCCGGACGAGGGAGAAACGAAGCAUUAAACAGAGGCUGAGCAAGCUGCACGGGCAGACCAGCGUGGCCACGCACGGCCGUGCAAUUGACCAGUUUGGCCGUGCGGGAUUGUGCGUGGGCACGCACGGGAUUGUGCGUGGCCACGCACGGCCGUGCAACAUACAAUUCUGGCCGUGCGAGUUGGCUGAGGUUCAACUAAUUGAUACGCCGCGUUUUGAGGUGCACGGCCAGAAUGGUGAUGUGCACGGCCGUGCACUCUGGCCGUGCGAGUCGGGAUUUUCUCCUUUUAAGCAGAAUUUCAGCCACAAUUCGGGGGGAUUCGAGUUUUGGAGAGAGAGAUCAGUUCCUAGAGAGAGAAAGUGACGAGCAAGAGUUCCCAAGUGCCCUAGAUUGAUCUUCAACACCAUUGGAGGCCAGCUUGAGCUUGGAGGAGUGCCAAUCAACGUCCAGAAGCAGGAAUCCAUCCUUCGCAGUAUGAAUUCCGUGUCUGAUUCUGCUUUUGCUUUCUUCUCUAUGGAGUAGUUCUCCCAUUCAUCUGGGUAUGGAGAACCCUAGAUUUGUAUGUUAGGCUUUGAUUGUAUGAACCCAAGUACUGAUUCUGUGAUUGAUUAUAUUCGAUUGAGGUUUUAAUGAUUGAAUGACUUGAAUCCUGAUCAAAUUCCUGUUGUUUCUGCUUUAACCUAGAAUGAGAAUAUCUGCCUAGGUUAAUAGAGUAUCCUUGAUUGAAGGUAGGGAGUUGGUGACUUUAGUCGAGGAGCCAACCCACUAUUCUGUACCGGAUUUACUCCGGUAGUGGAGGUUUUGUUCUUAGGGCCUCAAUCUGUCGACUCCGGUGGAGGUUAGUCGCCCGCUAGAGAGUCAGAUUGAGAGGGUCUGAAGACCUUUAGUCGAGACUUCAGGCUGUUUGAGAACCUUCCGCAGUAUAACUGUCAUAGAAACUGAACUUGGUAAUUACAAUCCGGCUUAACUGCAGUCUAGGGGGAACCAUAUCCGGGUGACCUCUUUAACCUGAAUACAACCGUUUACUUGCUUUGUUUGUUUGGUAGAUUAGACUUGCACUCCAGUUUUAUUGCUAGAUAACAAGAACUCACUGAGUAGUCAUCAGAUCUAGGACCCGGGUUGAUAAUUAAACCUAAACCCGCUAUACUACGCUUUAGGAAGUGGUUACACUUGGCCAAUUCCUGGAGUGACAGUAGAGUCGAGUCAUCAACCCACGUCCUCUAGCCAUCGAAAAAUGUGAAAAUAAUAAGUGGACAAUAGUUUUCGGUCCAAAAUUUUAUUGGCCAUAUAACACAGUAUUUUUGGUGGGUUUUGGGUCCAAUGUUCCCACCUAUAACACAGGUAAUUGAUAUCACUUGCAUUGAAGUUCUUCUAUUUAUUACAAUAUUUAAGAAACUAACAUCUAUGUUUUAUAUGUAGAUAAGUGGUGGAAAUGGUUUGGCAUUGAUGCUCCAAAUAUUCAGAAGUUGGCUAUUCGAAUUCUUAGCCAAACUGUUGCUUCUUCUGGUUGUGAACGUAAUUGGAGUGUCUUUGAAUGUGUGCAUACCAAAAGAAGAAACAGAUUGCAACAUAAAGUGCUUAGUAACUUGGUGUUUGUGAAUUACAAUUUGCGAUUGCUGAAUAGGUAAUGAUUUGAAUUAUAGAACUUGUGUGUUGAAUUCAUAGUUUGUAUGCUUACUAUUGAAUUGAAUUAUAUUAUGUUUUCUACUUUGAUUAGGGAGUAUUAUACCAAGAACAAAAAAGAAUCAUAUGAUCCCAUAAGCCUAGAAAGCAUUGAUUCUACUGUUACUAGUCACUGGUUGUUAGAAGGGGAAGAAGGUUCAUCUUCUAGGGAAAAGGAAUUGGAUAUUGAUGAGCUGGAUCGAGCAUUAGAAGAGGAAGGUUUGUUUGUAAAUCAAUUAUGUAUGAUAUGAAUUCUAAUACUAAUAAUUGAUAAUAAUUCUUACUUGUUUUCUCUUGUAUUGUAGUUGGUGAUGAAGAAGAUGAAGGGGACGACUUGCAGAAUGUAGACUUAUAUACAUUUGGUGUUGUUUGAUGAUAUGAAACGUUGUAGUGUUUGCUAGUUUGUGUUUGUGGUAGUUGUGAACUUGUGGUUUGAGAAUGUUGUUUGAACUUGUGGUUUAAGAAUGUUGUUUGGUUGUUUUGUACUCGAUCGUAAACAUGCAUUUGAACGAUUAUGUAGUUAAUUCAGUAAUGUUGCAGUUUGUUUAUUUUUAGAUUAAAUAGGUUUAAUACACUUGUAUAUCCAAAACAUUCACGGUUGUGCCAAUAAUAUCCAAAUUUCCCGGAAUACCACUUAUAUCCAUGUUUUAAAGUUGUUCUUUGCCAAAUCUAUCCAUUUCCCAAUAUAUUUUUGGUUAAAUACACUUGUAUAUCCAAAAACACCGUUAAAGAAUGUGAAGGAAUUGGAUAUAAGUGGUAUUUCGAAAAAUUUGGAUAUUAUUGGCACAACCGUGAAAGUUUUGGAUAUACAAGUGUAUUUAACCUAUUAAAUAUGCCUAUUUAGUUUAUUCAGGUUUGUUAUCCGGUAUUAUUCCAAAACGGUAUCCCGAAUCUGCCGGUACGGUUUUUUAACAAAAAAAUAUUAUUUAAUUACAAAAACGGUAUUUUGCCGGUACACAACGAUUGAACCACGAUAGUACCACAAAAUACCCUACCACUGGCUGAUCUGGUAUGACUUCCGUUACGGUUUCCUUUAUCAUGCCUGGAAUGUGGUAAAUGCAUAGGACAGUAUUAUUGUAUGAAAAAGUUUAGUAUAUAAUACACUAUUUACAUUAUA
This is a messenger RNA of Linum trigynum, 9658 nucleotides long. Lineage: Eukaryota; Viridiplantae; Streptophyta; Magnoliopsida; Malpighiales; Linaceae. The record is from the annotation of a GenBank genome assembly.